This is a messenger RNA of Neoarius graeffei (lesser salmon catfish), 5130 nucleotides long. RefSeq names its product thrombospondin, type I, domain containing 7Ab (gene thsd7ab). Gene Ontology annotation, cellular component: plasma membrane. Gene Ontology annotation, biological process: actin cytoskeleton organization. The transcript has 29 exons. The record is from RefSeq and is a predicted model, not a curated record. Bases 1 to 5034 code for a protein of 1677 amino acids. Lineage: Eukaryota; Metazoa; Chordata; Actinopteri; Siluriformes; Ariidae.
AUGGGGUCGGGGGUCAGGGGGGCACGGGCAACCCGUAGGUCCUGCACGUGGACAGGGUGGAGUGGAGUGUACGUGUGCGUAUGGAGACUUGUAUUAGUGUGCUGCGGAAUCCGGACCGUUCCUGCUCAAACCUCAAGAGACAGCAAGUCCGUGUACUUCUGGGAAACAGGUCCUUGGGGAAGGUGUAUGGGCAGCGAGUGUGGCCCGGGUGGCACUCAGAGCCGAGCUGUGUGGUGUGCCCAUGUGGAGGGCUGGACCACGCUUCCCACCAACUGCCAGCAGUCAUCACGCCCGGCCAACCAGCAGAGCUGCUUCCACGUCUGUGACUGGCAUCGCGAGCUGUAUGACUGGCAGCUUGGCUCCUGGAACCGGUGCUCGCCUGUAGCCCAGAACUCAGGAGGCAGCGGGCACUGUUUACAUGGCGAGGCAGGAAUCCAGACACGGGAGGUGAACUGCGUGCUGAGAACUGACGGUUCUCUAGCCGACAAUUCCAUCUGCGAGUACUUUGAACCGAGGCCACGGCUGGAGCAGGCCUGUCUGAUUCCGUGUCCAAGGGACUGCGUGGUGUCACUCUUCAGCCCAUGGACUUCCUGCUCCAAGACGUGUGGUUUAGGCCUGCAGAAUCGCGUCCGCUCUGUCCUGGCACCGCCGCUGUUCGGAGGCAUGCCAUGUCCCAACCUUACCGAGUUCCGGACAUGUGCACCAAGGCACUGUGAGGGCAGGGAGAUGGUCUUCAACUUGCGCUUGGGAUCCUGGAGCGAGUGCCGCCUCCAUCCUGUAGCACCACCAGUGUCGUCUGUUUCUGUCUCGCCACCUCGUGUUACACGCCAAGCUCGACGCAGGAAAGGUAAAGAACGGCAGGGUGUGAGGGAUCCAGAGACACGCGAGCUCAUCAAGAGCAAACGGAACCGCAACAAGUUGAAUCGGCAGGAGAGCAGCCUGUGGGGCAUUGAGGUGGGAUACCAGGCGCGACAGGUCGUCUGUGUACACCGCAAUGGCAGCACCGUCCCUCUCAGUUACUGCCCCCACUGGAGCCUCCCAGAUCUUCACCGGCCGUGCCUAAUGCUUAAAGAUUGUGUGGUGGGCGAGUGGGCGGAGUGGGCUCCAUGCUCGAAGACGUGUGCUGACCCAGACACCCCGACAGGCAUCCGGACCCGCAGCAGGGACAUUCAGCAGCUCCUGGUAGGUGGAGGAGCCCAGUGUCCGGUGCUGGAGGAAAGCCAGCUGUGCGAGCCAGUGGGAGACAGCGUCCCACCGUGUCCCAUCCACACCUGGAGGACGACGGAGUGGGCGGAGUGUCGGGUGGACGUGUUGCUCAGCCAGCAGGACCGACGUCGCUCCAACCAGACUGGUUUGUGUGGAGGAGGCAUGCAGACCAGGGAGGUGUACUGCGUCCGAGCUAACGCUGAUCUGAUUUCUGACCUCAGCACCAGCCGAGACAAGCCAGAAAGCCGAUCUCAGAGCAGCCAGAAGCCCAGUGUCCCGCCCAGCCUUUCCACCACCAUUGAAAACAUGGCACCUCAGCCAGUGGACAGCCAGAUGUGUGUGGGUCCUGUGCCAAGUACCAGCCAACUGUGCCACAUCUCAUGCCCAGUGGAGUGUGAGGUGUCUCCUUGGGGGGCCUGGGGACCAUGCACCUUCGAAAACUGUAAUGAUCAAACUGUGAAGAAAGGUUUUAAAUUCCGCCGGCGAAAGAUCACAAACUUCCCGACAGGUGGCGAGGGCAGCUGUGCUCACCUGGUGGAGGCCACGCCCUGCGACGAGCCCAGCUGUUUCAGCUGGCAGCUGCUCGGGCUGGAGGAGUGCGUUCCUGCCGAGGACACGGACUGUGGGCCAGGAAGUCAGCUUCCGCAGAUCCGCUGUGUCGACACUGAUGGUAAUGAGGUGAAUAAGGAGCUGUGUGAUGAAGCGUCACUCCCCGGCCCUGUUUCUUGUGUUGUCCCAUGUCCUAAUGACUGCGUCCUCAGCCCCUGGACAUCUUGGUCCACCUGCUCACAGACAUGCUCGAGCAAAACAGCCGAGGGCAAGCAGACGAGAACGAGAGCCAUUCUGGCUUACAGCGCUCGAGAAGGAGGCUCCAGCUGUCCAAAUGCCAGCGCACUACAGGAAAUGAGGAGCUGUAACGAGCAUUCCUGCAUUGUUUACCACUGGCAGACUGGACCAUGGGGGCCUUGCACUGAAGACACUUCAGUCACCAUGCUCAACUCUACCCGGACCACGCCCUCCGGACAGGGCAAGACAUCCUGCACCAUGGGCAUGCAGACCCGUAAGGUCAUCUGCAUCAAGGUCAACGUUGGGCAGGUCCCACCCAAAAAAUGUCCAGAAGCUCCUCGUCCCCCGUCAGUGAGACAGUGUGUGCUGCCCUGUAAGAAGGACUGUGCAGUAACAGCCUUCAGUGACUGGACACUGUGCCCUUCAGCCUGUGGAGCAGGACCCAGUGACCCCAAGUACAACCAGUCCCGUUUCCGUGUGAUCGUCCAGAAGCCGGCAAACGGAGGCGUGGACUGUCCUGAGGUGCUGUCUGAGGAGAGAGAGUGUGAGGUUCCUCGUCCAGCCCCUGUGUGUCCCGGGUACAGGUGGAAAAUGCACAAGUGGCGCCGGUGUCAGCUCGUCCCAUGGAGCAUUCGGCAGGACACCAGAGGUGCUCAGGAGGGAUGCGGGACGGGGCUACAGACCAGAGCGGUCUCAUGUCGGCACCUGGACGGUUCUGUAGCAGACGUAGCCCAGUGUCUGAAGUUUACGAGCUCCAUGCCAGCUGUAAGCCAGCUGUGCCAGCUGCCAUGCCGAGACGACUGCCAGCUCACCAACUGGUCCAAAUUCUCCCCGUGUACUGCCGACUGCGUGGGCGUGCGCACGAGGAAAAGGAGCUUAGUGGGAAAGAGCAAAAAGAAAGACAAGUGCAAGAACAGUCAGGUGUACCCUCUGAGCGAGACGCAGUACUGCCCCUGUAAUAAGUACAACGCCCAGCCGGUGGGUAACUGGUCUGACUGCAUCCUACCUGAGGGCUCCGUGGCCGCUCCGGGGACUCGAGUGCAGGGGGACAGCCGGGAGUGUGGACAGGGCUACCGCUACCAGGCCAUGGUGUGCUACGACCAGGACAACAGGCUGGUGGAGACGUCACGCUGCAACAGUCACGGGUACAUCGAGGAAGCAUGCAUCAUCCCGUGCCCCUCAGACUGCAAGCUCAGCGAGUGGUCCAACUGGUCACGCUGCAGCAAAUCCUGCGGCAGCGGGGUCAAAGUUCGCUCGAAAUGGCUUCGGGAGAAACCGUACAAUGGUGGGAGGCCCUGCCCCAAGCUUGACCAUGUCAAUCAGGCACAGGUGUAUGAGGUGGUGCCGUGUGUGAGCGACUGCUCUCAGUAUGUGUGGGUGGCCGAGCCAUGGAGUACGUGGAAAGUCAGCAAUGUGGACCUGAAGGAGAACUGCGGUGAUGGGGUGCAGACCAGGAAGGUCAGGUGCAUGCUGAACACCAUCGACGGCCCCACUGACGUGGUGGAGGAUUACCUGUGUGACCCAGAGGAGAUUCCCGCAGGUACACGGGAGAGCAGGCUGCCGUGUCCGGAUCACUGCGUGCUGUCCGAGUGGAGCUCCUGGACAAACUGCCAGCUGCCUUGUAGUGACCAAGAGGAUCGACAGAGAACAGCUCAUGCACUUCGCAUGCCCAAAGAAGGGGAGGAAUGUCCCAAAAGCAUGGAGGCGGAGCCAUGUGUGUUCAACAGGAACUGCUUCCAUUACACCUACAAUAUCACAGACUGGAGCACGUGUCAGUUAAGUGCCAGCGCUGUGUGUGGUAGAGGGCUGAAGACCCGCAUGCUGGACUGUGUGAGAAGUGACGGAAAGUCAGUGGACCUCAGGUUUUGCCAGAAGCUGGGUUUGGAGAAGACAUGGCAGAUGAACGCUUCCUGUAUGGUCGAGUGCCCGGUAAACUGCCAGCUCUCUGAGUGGUCAGCAUGGACAGAGUGUUCUCAGACCUGCGGCCUGGAGGGGAGAAUGUUGCGUAGGAGGACAGUGGUCCAGGUGUCUCAGGGUGAUGGCAGACCUUGUCCCUCUCUGAUGGAGCAGUGGAAGCCGUGUCCUGUUCGACCGUGUUAUCACUGGCAGUACAGUGCAUGGUCUGAGUGCCGUGUUGAGGAAGUGGUGUGUGGAGAAGGCCGUCGCUUUCGGAACUUGUCCUGUUUCGUGUCCGACGGUUCCCGGGACGGCCAGGUCAGCGUGGUGGAGGAUGAGCUGUGUUCCGGCCUGGAGCUGGCUGUUGAUGGGGACAAAAAGAUCUUUCUGGAAGAACCAUGCACUUUACCUUGCCCAGGUGACUGUUACCUGAUGGAGUGGUCGGACUGGAGCCCGUGUCAGAGUGUGUGUGUGAAAGAUCAGCGUGUGGACCUGAGUGCUGUGCAGGUGCGAUCGCGAGCCGUCGUCGCCCAGGAGCCUGAAAAUAUUUGGCAGUGCCCUGAGCAGGAGUGGCAGUCCCGUCCCUGCACCGGCGGUGAGUGUUUUGACUAUAACUGGGUGAGCGCUUCUCAUUCAGUCUGGUGUGAGCGCUCAGACGGAGUAAACGUCACAGGUGGCUGCCCCCCAACAGUGGCACCAGGGGUUGAGCAACCAUGUGUCCCAUCAUGUGACAAGCCACGUUCCUUCUGCUCCAAGGAAGCUGUGUGUGAGUGCGAGGAAGGCUACACUGAAGUGCUGUCUCCUGAAGGUCUCCUGCAGCAGUGUGCUCAGAUCCCAGUGCUGGAGAUCCCCACAGCAGGGAUCAAAAACGAAGACAUGAAGACUAGCCGAGCCAUCAAUCCUACUGCCUCCACCACAGAUGGGCCGGGCUCGACGGGGCGCACGUGGUACCUCAAACCCUUCGGACCUGACGGCAGACUGAAGACGUGGGUUUACGGCGUGGCGGCCGGUGUGUUCGUGCUCCUGGUGUUUAUAGUGUCCAUGGCUUACUUAGCGUGCAAAAAGCCAAAGAAACCACAACGACGACAAAAUAACAACAGGCUGAAGCCUCUGACUUUGGCGUACGAUGGCGAUGCUGACAUGUAGCCCUGCUGACUGACACACACACACACACACACACACACACACACAGCAAGAAGACAAGAAGAUACCAUUUUAUUUUAUUUUAAAAACACACACAGA